This is a messenger RNA of Myripristis murdjan (pinecone soldierfish), 8693 nucleotides long. Its product is annotated as AT-rich interactive domain-containing protein 1B-like. Gene Ontology annotation, cellular component: brahma complex; SWI/SNF complex; nucleoplasm. The record is from RefSeq and is a predicted model, not a curated record. NCBI's taxonomy places the organism in Eukaryota, Metazoa, Chordata, Actinopteri, Holocentriformes, Holocentridae. The coding region runs from base 289 to 7350 and encodes 2353 amino acids. The transcript has 22 exons. Gene Ontology annotation, biological process: regulation of transcription by RNA polymerase II; positive regulation of DNA-templated transcription; chromatin remodeling. Gene Ontology annotation, molecular function: nucleosome binding; DNA binding.
GAGACGCUGCUACAUUUUACCGAGAACCGGGAUGGAGGAGAGGUGGAGGGGGGAAGAAAAAAAGUUUCAUUUAAACCUGGCAGAGAAACUUUCAACAUGAAGCCGCACUGACGCACCAUUUCACCACCGCCACAACAGCAACAACAGCGCUAGAACAAAGCUUGCUUUCCCAUUGAAUACAUUUUUUCUCCUCCCAGCUUGUGUUUUUCUCUCGUUUCUUGUCUUAUUUUCUGUAUGCGAGGCUGGUCGGGGCUUGCUGUCACUGCGCGCUGAGAUGUUGGAGUGACCAUGGCUGCGCAAGUGGCAUCGGCUCCGACCAGAACUAAUAAUAAAAAUAAGAAAUUAUCCAGCGGUUUGGGUCCGGAGCUCAAUUCGGGGAAAUCCGGAGGAGGAGGAGGGACCGUACAGCGGACUGGACCGAUGCUGGGAGCCGGAGAUGGGACUCUGAAUAAUGUAGACCAUCACCGCCGAAACGAGCUCAACAUGGUCCAUUCAACUUCCACGGCUCAUAACGCUCCGGACGGCCACGAUAAGGACAGGGACAGUGGGAAUAACCUUACGUCCGCGACGGCGUCGACAAAUUCAACCACUUCCUCGAUGGAAACUGGUUUGAUCGCGAACCACAAGCUGAAAUAUGUGGGGAGCGGAGAUCCCCCUCAGCCUCAGCCGCCGCAGCAGCAGCAGCCGCCGCAAUUCAGUCAAUUUGCGCCACAUCAUCAGCGACAAAUCCAAAGUAACAACAUCAACAACAACGGUCAGGGGGCCCGGGGCGAUCGAGGUAUGGAUCACCAACACCACGGAGGCAAAGAGAACCUGUUGGGGGGCCAGGGGGAGCCACAGCAGCAGCACAUGCCGGGGAAAGGUGAGGGGGAUCUCACCUGUAAACCCGGGGAGAGGAUGAUGGGCUCCAGGUACGAGCACCCCAACUUGGGACCAACGGGUAACAACUCCGAGUUUAAUAACAACUAUUACACUUCAAGGCCCUGUUAUGAGCAACAUGGCGGACAGCAGCAACAAAGCAGUGGGAUGGGGAUAAUGCACUCCUCGGCACAUAACAGCAUGGAGAACUCCCACGAAGCAGGGUACCACAACAGCCAGUACAACCAGUACCCGGCUUACCGGGCGGGCUACGGCGGCGGGGCCUAUGGGAUGAUGGGCCCCUCGGGGUCCCGCCAGCCUGCAAACAUGAUGAUGGGCAGCAACUCCUCAACAAGCCACGGCAAGGCUCCUCUAGGAGCUGCCCCCGGUGGCUUUCAGAGGUUCCCCGGUCAAAGUCAGCAGCAGCAUCCCUCAGGGGCCACUCCGACCCUCAACCAGCUGCUGACAUCUCCGAGUCCAAUGAUGCGGGGUUAUGGCGGUGCCUAUCAAGACUACAGUGGCCCCACAGCGCAGCAACAAGCCGGCAUAGGCCUGGGAAAAGACGCGGGCCCCCAGUAUGGAGCCACCUCGGCGCACGGCUGGGGAGGGCAGCAGAGAAACCACCCUCAUUCAAUGAGUCCAGGCAACGGAGGGCAAGGCCUCAGCAGGACGCAGGUGGCUUCUAUGGACUUCAUGGCCAUGAAGCGCUCGCAGCUCUACGGUAUGGCCGGCAACCCGUACUCGGGCCCGCAGCAGCCGGGGGGCGGGCCUUACCCCAGCAGCCAGCCAUACACAUCGCCCGCUCCCCACCGCUACCCAAUGAGCAUGCAGGGCAGGGGCCAAGUAGGCAUGGGCGGGAUGCAGUAUCCUCAACAGCAGCAGGUGGCGCCGUACAGCCAGCAGGGGAUGGGGGGCUACAGCCAGCAGCAGCAGCAGCAGCAGCAGCAGCAGCAGCAGCAACAACAACAAGGGGGGCAGCAGCAGCAGCAGCAGCAGGGGACUCCUCCGUAUUUCAGCCCUCCUCAGCAGACGCCCCCAGGCCCCGCCCAGAGCCCCUACCUGCAGCCCCGCCCACCACCACAACAGGAGACCCAACAGGAGAGCUACAGCGCCAGGGGUCCUGCCCCAGGGAACUCUGGGAAGGCCAACCACGAGGACGGCGUCACCCAGGACCGCCCCUCGAGCCUGCCGGAUUUGUCCGGCUCCAUCGAUGACCUUCCCACGGGGACGGAGGCUGGUCUGGGUUCAGCCGUCAGUGCCGGGGGGUCAUCCAGCAGCAGCAGCAGCAGUAGCCAGGGGGAGCAGGGAGGUGCCGGUAACCAAGGCCAGUCCCCUUUCUCCCCCCACGCCUCUCCCCACCUCCCCAGCCAGAGGAGCGGACCCUCUCCGUCACCUGUGGGCUCACCUGCAGGCUCCACCCAGUCCCAGCAGUCCCGAUCGGGGUCCGGACCCAUCUCUCCAGCCAGUGGACCCUCUGCCGCCACCGCCCCACCAGGUUCCACCAUGGCUCCACAGACCCCUGGGAACGGCCCGGAUGGAAACCACCCUCCCAUCACACGUUCACCCAUGGCUCAGGAGAGAGGAUUCAUCUCCAACAUGCAAAGAAGCCAGGCCGGCUCCCAGUUUGCCUCUCCCCAGUCAGGCCCCCCCAUGUCUCCCCACCCCUCACCUGGGGGCCCGCUGUACCCCAACAUGGGCCAGUACUCCCAGAGUGGCCCCGCAGGCCCCUACGGACCACAAGGACCACAGUAUGGACAUCAAGGUAACUACCCUCGGCCCUCCAGCUAUGGCGGGACCCCUAGUACCAGCUACAGCGGUCCCGGGCCCGGCAUGAACAACAGUCUUGGGAUGAACGCCAGCGGCCCCAUGCAUGGCCAGGGGCCUGGACAGCCUGUACCUGCAGGACGUGGCCCUGGGACAGGUAACCAGAGCCGAUCGUACCCCUCUAUGGCCCCCAGCUCGCCCAGUAUGCCCCAGACUGCUGGACCGGGAAUGGGUCCUCCUUCACUGGGCACCUCCAACCGCAAGGCCCAGGAUACCACAGCAGCCCCCAUGCAGGUUUCUGCUGCCAACUCAACACACAGCAGACGGCCUCCCUAUGUGAGGUCACCGGCCCAGAUGCACCCUCCCCCUCCCAGUCCUGGCCACUGGCCCCCACCCCACCCUACCUCCACUCGUCUACCACCUUCACCUCCACCCCGACCUCACCACCCCUCCAUGCAGCCAUCCUCGCAUUCACAGCACCAUAGGCAGGGCAGCUACCAAGGCCCGGGCAUCACCCAGGCGAGCACCAUGCCCACUGGUGUCCCCUACAGCCAGCCAGCGGGCAACAACAGUUCAGCCAUGGGCAUCCCGCAGGGUCCGGCCUACAAUAUGCCACCUUCAGGAGCCAUGGGAAUGUCAGGAGAUGGGACGAUGAGUCUGGAUGGGAAACCAAAAACAGACGUCAAGGAUGAGAGUGGCCCCCCCAGUGAGCCUCACAAACCCAAGCUCCAGGAUGGCUACAAUAAUAACAGUAAUAACAGCAGUAGUGGCUCCCAGCAGUGCGUGUCCCAGCCGGCCACACCGGGCGGCGCCCUGCCGGUGCCCUCGCCGCUCUCACCCAGCCCGGCCAGCUUGUCCUCUUACCACGGAGACGAUAGCGACAGCAUCAGCAGCCCCCCCUGGCCCCCGAAGGCCCCCUCCAGCCCUAAGGCCAACCCCAACUCCUCCACCCUGAGCGGGGAGCGAAUUACGCGGCUGUACGAGCUGGGUGUGGAGCCGGAGAGGCGGAGCUGGGUGGAGCGCUACCUGUCCUUCAUGGAGGAGAGGGGCACCCCUGUCGCCCAGCUGCCUGCUGUGGGCAAGAAGCCGCUCGACCUCUGGAAGCUCUACAUGGCUGUUAGGGAGAUCGGAGGCCUGGCCAUGGUGAACAAGAACAAGAAGUGGCGCGAGCUGUCCACCACCCUGAACGUGGGCACGUCCAGCAGCUCGGCCAGCUCGCUGAAGAAGCAGUACAUCCAGUAUCUGUUCGCCUACGAGUGUAAGAUGGAGAGGGGAGAGGAGCCGCCGGCAGACAGCAGCAGCAGCGGCAGCAGCAUGGCUGGAGGAGACAACAGGAAGCAGGUCAAGAUCCAGCCGCCUUCGCCUGCCAAUUCAGGUGGCUCUCUCCAAGGCCCCCAGACCCCCCAGUCCUCAGGCAGCAGCUCCACAGCAGAGGCAGCUGGGGACCUGAAGCCCCCCACACCCGCCACCACCCCUCUGGGCCAGGUCACUCCACUGCCACCCAACAGGACCAGUGUGAGCAUCCAGGAUCCCUUCUCAGAGGUGAAUGACCCAGCCUUCCAGAAACGUGGUACCACCCUGCCCCCCUCAGCUCCUUACCAGCAGGGCCUUAGCAUGCCUGACAUGAUGAUGAGGAUGCAGUAUGAUGCCAAGGACCCCUUUGCUGGGAUGAGGAAGAUGGCAGGAGCUGACCCUUACAUGCCUGGCCAGAUGCCAAGCAGUGGAAUGCAAGAAAUGUAUGGCCGACCUCCAUCAGCUAUGGGCAUGGGCCAGCGCUCCCAGUACCCAUAUGGACCAGGCUAUGACAGGAGGCCAGACCAUGUGAUGGGAAUAGAGGGAAGCAUGGGUCCUCCUGGGAGUCAGAACAACAUGGGACCUUCUAACAGCGAGGGCAGCAUGUAUUCCCCCAACAGAUACCCCUCACAGCAGAGACACGAUGGCUAUGGCCAGCAGUACCCUGGCAUGCCCUAUGGCAUGCACCCCUCUGGGAUGUACCCACAGCAGCAGGGCUAUAAACGGCCUAUGGAGGGUAUGUAUGGUCCCCCAAGCAAGAGACAUGAGGGCGACAUGUAUGCCAUGCAGUACGCCAACCAGCAGCCUGACAUGUACAACCAUUACGGUGGUGGCUACUCAGGCCCUGAGCGCCGACCCAUCCAGGGACAGUUCCCUUACCCCUACCCACGAGACCGUAUGGUCCCUUCAGGGCAAGGCCAACACAGCAUGAUGGGUGGUGGGCCCACUCCCAACCAUGCUACUGAUGGGCCCAACAUGUGGCCAUCCAGGACAGACAUAGGUUACCCCUACGCCAACCGACAGGGGGCACCAUCACAGAUGCCACCUUAUGGCUCAAUGGGUAGAGAGGACAUGGAUGGCAGGCCCGGCCAGGAGCAGUGGCACCGCCAGUCUCCCUACAUGUCGUCAUCAGGCAGCAUGCCAUCCUUGUCAUCACGUCAGCCACCGUCAUCCUAUUCCAACUCCCCAUCUAUGGCCAACCACCUACCCCGAGCACCCAGCCCAGGAGCCUUCCAGCGCUCCAUGGAGUCUCGGAUGUCACCCAGCAAAGCGCCAUUCAUGUCUCCCAUGAAGAUGCCUAAGCCAGGAAUGGCCAUGCUGGGCUCACAGGGCAGUGGGCCUCUGGGUCAGUUUCCUCCCAACCUGAGAAGGGAUCUCAACUACCCGCUGGGAUCAGUGGAGGCAACCAUGCCCAUUCUCAAGCCUCGACGCAAGAUUACCUCCAAGGACACUGGAACCCCUGAGGCCUGGCGCGUGAUGAUGUCUCUGAAGUCUGGCCUGCUGGCAGAGAGCACAUGGGCUCUCGACACUAUCAACAUCUUGCUGUACGAUGACAGCACUGUGGCCUCCUUUAACCUCUCCCAGCUACCUGGCUUCCUGGAGCUGAUCGUGGAGUACUUCCGCCGUUGUCUGAUUGAGAUCUUUGGCAUCCUAGAGGAAUACGAGGUGGGGACUGUGGCUCAGAAAAGUCUUCUGGGUCCUGCACCUAGCAAGAAGGAAGAGUCUACACCUGAUGCAGAAAUAGACGGCGAAGUCCAACCCUCAUCUACAACAGGAGCAGAGCUGAGGGAGGAGCAACCAGGAGACGUCACAGAAGAACUUCCACCUGCCACAACAGAACUAGAAUCAGUGGAGGUGAAUGAAGAGAAAGAGGAGUCUGUUGUGAUCAUGAAGAAAGAGGAUGAAAAUGAAGAGGACAAAGAGAAAGAGAAUGAAAAAGAGAAAGAGAAAGAGGGAGAGAAAGAGGGAGAAGUGAGUGAGAAGGCUGCAGAGAGUAAAGCAGAAUUUGUGGAGCAACCUGUUGCAGAGCUGGAACCCAGGCCUAAACAAGCCAGCAAAUACGACAAGCUCCCCAUCAAGAUUGUCCACAAAGAGGACCUGAUUGAAGACAUGACAGAGCAGCUGGGCCACGUCACUGAGUUCACAAGUGGGCUGCUGCAUUGGCAGGCUGGCGGGGGAGACUCCACUGCCCACAUCCAGACGCACUUUGAACCCCGGAGCGAACUGCCCGUCAGAGUAGACAGAAAGACGGGGAAAGAAGGGGAACAGGAAGACAAGGCAGAUGAAGGGAAGGCGCAAACAAGGAAACACAUCACCGCCACCAUUGAUGACGUUCUGUGUGCUCGGGUUGAUGCCCUCUCCUAUGCCCACCCCGCACGCUCCUUACCAUCCUACCCCUUCAGGGUGCAUCCGGACGGGGAGCAGGACCACAUCACCUUGCUGGAGGAUGAGCCCCGCUGCCUGGAUGAAGCUCCUCUCUCAACCAUCUCACCCUGGCAGGAAUCACUGGCCAAGCGGUGCCUCUGCAUCUCUAACAUUGUCCGGAGCCUCUCCUUCAUUCCUGGGAACGACUGUGACAUGUCACGCCACCCUGCCCUCGUUCUCCUCCUUGGCAGGCUUCUCCUUCUCCAUCACCAGCACCCAGAGAGGAACAGAUCACCCCCGAGCCAGCAGAGAGAGGAACAGCAGGAGCAGGGGCUGUCUUAUUGUAAAGACGAGUGGUGGUGGGAGUGUCUGAGCGCACUCAGGGAGAAUGCCAUGGUGACUCUGGCCAACAUCUCUGGCCAGCUGGAUCUCUCCAUUUAUCCAGACACAAUCUGCCUCCCCAUCCUGGAUGGCCUCCUCCACUGGAUGGUGUGCCCCUCAGCCGAGGCCCAGGACCCUUUCCCAUCAGCGGCCCCCCACUCCCCUCUCACCCCCCAGAGGCUGGUACUGGAGUGCCUCUGCAAGCUGAGCAUUCAGGAUGGGAAUGUUGACCUCCUCCUGGCCACACCGCCUUUCAGUCGACAGGAGAAACUCUUUGCAGUCUUGGUCCGCUAUGUGGGCCAGAGGAAGAACCAGGUGUACAGGGAAAUGGCAGUGGCUGUCCUGUCCCACCUGGCACAAGGAGACCCCACGGCGGCACGUGCCAUUGCCAUGCAAAAGGGCAGUGUGGGUAACCUGGUAGGCUUCUUGGAGGACGGUGUUAGCAUGGCCCAGUACCAGCAGAACCCUCACAGUUUGCUGCACAUGGGGCACCCGCCGAUGGACCCGCCUAGCAUCAAUAUGAUGUGCAGGGCAGCUAAAGGCCUGUUGGCUAUGGCUAAAGUGGAGGAAAAUAAGGCAGAGUUUGUUCUGUACGAAAGCAGACUAUUGGACAUCUCCAUUUCCUCUGUCCUCAACUCGGGGGUGGUGGCUAUUAUUUGCCAAGUACUCUUUCACUUUGGGAAAUUAUGACAGGAAGAGAGGUAGGACUUGCUUGACAGACACUGAGACGGACAAGUUAUUUCUGUGGUUUUCUAUUUUUAUUUAAACAAAAUGGAAGAAAAUGUUUGUUUUUUAAUAAAAUAUCCACAUAUACAAAAUAUCUCUAUACAUGUAUAGCUUCUGGGCCCCAUUAAAAAAAUGGUUUUGGGAUUUGAAAGCUAAUUUUAAUACAACUAUUUAAUACCUGCUGUUGUUGGAUAGCCAUUGUUUGAUAUUUUGUUUGGCAUUUGUUUUUGUUUGUUUACUUUUUUCAGCCAAAGCUGCCACCAGAUUUUGGUGCUGAUUCAUGUGGUUUCUUUGAGUCUUAUGAGAUGUUUUUCAGUUUUAUAAAAGCUAAUAUACUCAUCAAUGUUUUGUUAUGGAGAGUAUUUAUUUAAUUUGUGACAUUGUACAGUAGUUAGAACUAUUUGCCAACAGUUCUGGGGGAAAAAAGAACACUGACUUUUUUAAAUUGAAAUGUAUAUGUCUCCAUCGCUGGAAGAUAAAUUGUGCAAUAGGACUAGAGCAAGUUGUCCCUUUUGAGAACGACUAGAAGAUGUGAAUCUUUAAAGACACCUGCAGGGUGUGCUUUAGGCCAUCGGGAGGCAGUGUUGCACCAGCCAAUCAGCAUUAUAAAAGAAGCGCAUCUGUCUAAAAGAAGUGUCUAAUUUAUCACAACCUCAACGACUUUCACUAAUGAACAUUGUGUUUCCUAAGCACUUGUGUUAUGUCUGUAUUUUUUCAUCACUAUGUAAAUAGACUGUUGUACAUUGGACACACAUGAUUCUUUCGAUCUCAUAGUCAAGAAUAGCAAGAGAUGGGACUUUCUGACUAUUAUAGCAAAUGCUUUUAUUGUUGGUAAAAUUUGUUAUUGUUAUUAUACAUAUUUUGUUAUUGGGGUCAAAUAUUUGAACAUGGCAAAUAUAACAGAUGUUUCAAUGUAAAAAUUCCUGUAUGCAUUGUAUUAUAGCUGAGAAAACAAUCGCUUUGGUAAUCAAAUGUGGAAGUGCCAGGGUGAGAGGAUAAUUAGUUGAGGUUACAUAAAAAACCUGAACACAUUUCUGUUUGUUAAUGUCCUCCAUUCAUGUCAAUGGGCGUAUUUUUGAACCUAGGUAAUGCUCUCAAAGAAAACUCAGAAAAGAACCUUCAAAAUGUCCUGAAAGCUCAUUGUAAAAUUUGCCUUUUUUCGUAUGACUCUAUGUCUCUCUUUUAUUCAGUAUACACAUUUAUACUCUGUGCUGCACAUGUCACAAAUAAAUGUACGAUGAACAUUGUUAAGCACCGGGGACGUUGCAUUGUGUCCAGACAAUCUUAGGCCAAUAAAACAAACAUCA